AUGAAUUCUGAGCUAUCCUGGGCAGAUCAAUGGGAUUAUAACACCCCCGACCCUCCGCCGCAGUCAUCAUCAAACAAUGAUGACAAAAAGGGGAAGGAUGGCAACAAGAAGAGUUUUGGCAAGAAAGUGUUGAGCUUGGCCUGGAUGAAAGAUCUUCGUAUACUUGACCAGAAAUGCACCUAUCCCAACUUGAAGUCUGACAGCUGCACGUCACCAGACUCAGAGGGAAAAACAAGAUAG
This is a messenger RNA of Dovyalis caffra, 240 nucleotides long. Lineage: Eukaryota; Viridiplantae; Streptophyta; Magnoliopsida; Malpighiales; Salicaceae. The record is from the annotation of a GenBank genome assembly.